This is a messenger RNA of Zea mays, 1344 nucleotides long. RefSeq lists its product as uncharacterized. The record is from RefSeq and is marked validated. Lineage: Eukaryota; Viridiplantae; Streptophyta; Magnoliopsida; Poales; Poaceae. Gene Ontology annotation, cellular component: membrane. Bases 117 to 1058 code for a protein of 313 amino acids. The transcript has 5 exons.
CACACACAGGCAGACGCCGUUCCGCGGGGGAAAGGUGCGGACGCCUGAAUCCUCUCCAACUCCGGCACCGCAUUCGCACGCCCGCGAAGCCCCGAAUCGGAGAGGACAGAGGAGUCAUGGACGCGGCGGCGGCGGCGGCUGCGGCUGCGAGCCCCACGAGCAAGAGGAUCGCGCUGGUGACGGGAGGGAACAAGGGCAUCGGGCUCGAGACGUGCCGGCAGCUGGCGUCCAGGGGCGUCAGGGUCGUCCUGACGGCGAGGAACGAGGCGAGGGGUUUGGAAGCGGUCGAGCGCGUCAGGUGCGCCCGCGGCGACGCCGAGGUUUACUUCCACCAGCUCGACGUCACCGACCCCUGCAGCGCCGCCCGGCUCGCGGAUUUCGUCAGGGAUCAGUUCGGUAGGCUGGACAUCCUGAUCAACAAUGCAGGAAUUUCAGGCGUUCACCGUGAUCCAGUUUUGUCUGCUGCGGUCAAGGAUAAGGUCGAUGGCAUGGAUGUAAAUCAGAGAGUCGAAUGGAUGAAAGAAAAUUCGAAAGAAACAUACGAGGAGGCUGUACAAUGUAUGAAAACAAACUAUUAUGGUGCCAAACUUGUCACAGAGGCACUACUUCCUCUUCUUCAGUUAUCCUCCUCUGGAAGAAUUGUCAACGUUUCGUCAGGCUUUGGACUACUGAGAAAUUUCAACAGCGAAGACCUUAGGAAGGAGUUUGAAGACAUCGACAAUCUUACUGAAAGUAGACUGGAGGAACUGAUGGAUAAGUUUCUAGAGGAUUUUAAGGCCAACUUAGUAGAGGCGCAUGGGUGGCCGACAGGUGGAUCUUCAGCCUACAAAGUCGUCAAAGCGGCGCUCAAUGCGUACACGAGGAUUCUUGCCAAGAAGUAUCCUACGCUGCGUAUCAAUUGUUUGACGCCUGGUUAUGUCAAGACCGACAUGUCUAUGCACAUGGGGGUACUGACACUUGAGGAAGGCGCUCGCAACCCCGUGAAGGUUGCUCUCUUGCCUGACGACGGACCGACUGGUGCUUAUUUUGAUCUGAAUGGCGAGGCGUCCUUUGUGUGAUGGUAUUUCUCCCUUUUCAGCUUCAGAAUAAAAGAAAGAGCUAUGAAGUAGUUAGUGCCAAUCAGUAUUGUAGUUCGACUUGAAUACUUAAACUAGCACGUUGAGCAAACCGUAGAGCUCAACACCAGGGAUUUCCUCGUCUUCUGUAUAAUAUCUCUGGUGAUGAUUGUAUAUUUGCAAUGAACCAUGCAGAUUUGGUCGCGCCAAGGUAGUGUUUGGUUGGCACAAUGGUAAUGGCAACAGGAAUGAAAAUGGACUGCGAGGGGAACGAUGGUGGGGUUCGUUU